Juglans microcarpa x Juglans regia is the source of this 1990-nucleotide messenger RNA. Its product is annotated as phosphomethylethanolamine N-methyltransferase-like. Bases 299 to 1774 code for a protein of 491 amino acids. The transcript is spliced from 12 exons. Lineage: Eukaryota; Viridiplantae; Streptophyta; Magnoliopsida; Fagales; Juglandaceae. Gene Ontology annotation, molecular function: phosphoethanolamine N-methyltransferase activity. Gene Ontology annotation, biological process: phosphatidylcholine biosynthetic process. The record is from RefSeq and is a predicted model, not a curated record.
UCGUCUGCCCUUCUCUGGAGUUUGCAUACCAAGCCAUUGUGAGAGUUCCAUUCGUGCUGAAGAGGCGCACAGAAGGGAGAGACGUGUGAGGCUGUGAGCUAAUGCAGCAGAAGGGGAGGUCAUACAACCGUAGAUCGAGGAGCUUUUCCAGAUCUCGUCUUGCAAUUGAGGGUUGUUAACCUUUGCACCCCCACGCCCAAUCUCAUCGCAUUUUUUCCGGUCUCGGUUUCUUUCUUAGAAAUCCCCUCAUUUCCCUCUUGGCUUUUUUUUACGUCUCCUUCCUUGCAAUUUUUCCGCGAUGGAUGCUAUUCAAGAACAAGAGCGUGAUAUGCAGAAGAGCUACUGGAUUGAGCACUCUGCAGAUUUGACCGUCGAGGCUAUGAUGCUCGACUCCAAAGCCUCCGAUCUUGACAAAGAAGAGCGACCUGAAGUACUUUCACUACUCCCACCGUACGAUGGAAAAGCAGUUUUGGAACUCGGAGCAGGUAUCGGUCGUUUUACUGGUGAGUUAGCUCAGAGGGCCGGUCACCUUCUUGCUUUGGACUUCAUUGAGAGUGUAAUAAAGAAGAAUGAGAGCAUUAAUGGACACUUCAAGAAUGUCAAAUUUAUGUGUGCGGAUGUGACAUCCCCGGACUUGAAAAUACCUGAACAAUCAGUGGACUUGAUAUUCUCCAAUUGGUUACUUAUGUAUCUUUCCGAUCAAGAGGUGGAGGAUUUAGCUGAAAGAAUGGUCAAGUGGCUGAAGGUUGGUGGGUUUAUUUUCUUUAGAGAGUCUUGUUUUCACCAAUCAGGAGAUAGCAAGCGAAAGUACAACCCAACCCACUACCGGGAGCCCCGAUUUUAUACAAAGGUCUUUAAAGAGUGCCAUUUGCGUGAUGGUAAAGGAAAUUCAUUUGAACUCUCUCUUGUUGGCUGUAAAUGUAUUGGAGCUUAUGUGCGAAACAAAAAGAAUCAGAACCAGAUUUGCUGGACUUGGCAAAAGAUCAGUUCACAAGAUGACAGGGGUUUCCAGAGGUUCUUAGACAAUGUUCAGUAUAAAUCCAAUGGAAUUUUACGUUAUGAGCGUGUCUUUGGGGAAGGUUUUGUGAGCACAGGAGGGAUAGAUACAACUAAAGAAUUUGUGCAAAAGUUGGAACUAAAGCCUGGCCAGAAGGUCUUAGAUGUUGGAUGUGGCAUUGGGGGAGGUGACUUCUAUAUGGCUGAGAACUUUGAUGUCGACGUGGUUGGGAUCGAUCUGUCCAUAAAUAUGAUUUCUUUUGCUCUUGAGCGUGCUAUCGGUUUGAAAUGCUCGGUCGAAUUUGAAGUUGCUGAUUGCACUAAGAAAACAUAUCCUGAGAACACAUUUGAUGUGAUAUAUAGCCGUGACACUAUUUUGCACAUUCAAGACAAACCUGCAUUAUUCAGAUCCUUCUACAAGUGGUUGAAGCCAGGGGGUAAAAUUCUUAUCAGUGAUUACUGCAAGAGUGCUGGAACUCCAUCACCAGAAUUUGCUGAAUAUAUUAAGCAAAGAGGGUAUGAUCUCUAUGACGUUAAAGCAUAUGAUCAGAUGCUUCGUGAUGCUGGUUUUGAGGAGAUCACUGCAGAGGAUCGUACUGAUCAGUUCAUACACGUUCUGCAGCAGGAAUUGAAUGCUGUUGAGAAGGACAAGGAUGCAUUCAUCUGUGACUUUUCUGAAGAGGACUACAAUGAAAUUGUUGAUGGAUGGAAGGCGAAGCUUAUCAGGAGUUCUUCCGGCGAGCAGAGGUGGGGCCUGUUCAUUGCCAGGAAGAAAUGAUCCUCUUAUCCCUUCAUUUUCCCUAUCUCUACUAGCUUUCAAUAUGCAUUAAGAACAGUCUUGGUGGUUAUAUUAUUGUUGCAUCAGAUGGUUGAUAUCUUGAUACCAUCCUACCUUAUUUUUUCAGCAAAACCUGUUCAACUUUAAAUAAUGAGAUAGAGAAAGCUGAUGAAUUUGCCAAUUAGAAAAAGAAUAAUAAGCAUUUGGACUUUUAUC